Molecule: messenger RNA, 1893 nt
Organism: Serpula lacrymans var. lacrymans S7.9
Lineage: Eukaryota; Fungi; Basidiomycota; Agaricomycetes; Boletales; Serpulaceae
Exons: 7
Coding region: 1-1893 (630 amino acids)
Biological process (GO): regulation of transcription by RNA polymerase II
Cellular component (GO): core mediator complex; mediator complex
Molecular function (GO): transcription coregulator activity
Source: RefSeq, a predicted model, not a curated record
AUGGAGGAACAGCCUUGGAAAAACCUCAAGUUAUCGCUCGAAAGACCAUACAAGGAUGAUAAAGGCGAACCCAUUCCAGUAUUGUUGGAUAUACACCCAGAUGGAACCCAUGUUUACGAACCAAAGGAAGAUCCCUCUAAGAAGCUAGGCCAAAACCUCAGACGAAUAUUCCUCGAACGUGGUCUCGACUUUUUCGACAGUGGCAACAGGCCAAACUUGCAGGAGGAAUCAUCCACCCCAUUAGAGAAGGAGGAUGGCGCUGAGGGUCCAGAGGAAAGUCAGGAUAUAUCCAAACCUACCAUGACGCCAGAAGAACUCUUCCAGAUGCGCACGGAGAUAAUGCCCCAGCUCUACAUUGCGUUGGGGGAGAUGUCUCAUGCAAAAGAGCUUCUGUCUUUACUCUUGGCGUCGACUAAUCCAUCUGAGCCUUCUCCCGUUCCUUCACUCCCACCUGCUACUUUGGCAGCGACCAUGGUCACGAAGCCAGCUCCUAUAAUAUCGGUACAGGCUUUCGAUGCUCAACUAAAUACUGGCGGCAAAGAUGAAGCACUGCGGAAAGCUGCUGAUCUUUUCAAGUCGGCAGCUAACAGUUUGGAAAGCGGUAGGCUCAGAGGAGAAAAAUACUGGCUUGAUGCCCUUAGAAUAAGAAGAGCGAACUGGGGACUAGCCCCCGCACCCCUUCCGUUUGGAGCUCCCACCGGUAAAGGCGUGGAUAAAACAUCGAAGGAUUUUUUAAUUUCCUUCGGCCUCGAGGGGUCCACUGCAUAUUUUCGAAGAAAAGCGAUAGGUCAUAUGCCUACUGAUCCAACUACUCCGGAUCCUCUGGUAUUUCCCCAUCGUCAGAGAACUCGUUUGUAUAUAUCGUUGAACAUGGUGGACGCUAAGGGAGCACAGGUUGAAUCGCACAAUUCUAUCGUGGCCUCUGAUGAUAGUUCUUUAGAAGGUUCACUGGCUGCUUCACAGCGAGAAAUAGUAGAAGAAGAGAUUUUUUCUACACUCAUCAAGGAAGCGAGUAGCUUGCCCACAGCAUCAGCUCGCGUAGCGGAACGUUUGAUCGACAUUGAUGCUGCUCAAGGAAUGGAAUUACGAUUUGAAUUGGAGUCGCUACAAUCGAACAACAGUCAAGUAGCGACCACAAUGUGCGACCUGAUUUACUCAUUACUUUGUGCUCUCCUACUUGGAAUGCACACCCAUAAGAAGCUGCAGCGUAUCGGACACGCAGGUGUCGCCCAUGUUCUGCCACAAGGCAGCUCGUCGUACACACUACUGCAGCCCAUCAUCGACCUUUUGCAAUAUCAGGUGUUCUGUGAACGAAUUAGGACAGAACUUGAGAAGAUGGUUCGAGCGCUUUCCAAGGCAGAAAUCCCCUAUAACUUACGCUUUGACCCAAUCGGGGAAAGCGGCGAGCAACUAGUCAGGUUGUUCACCGGAGAAGAUCUCGACAAAAAAAUCGGUGGCGAAGCGAUCCUUCGGAUAGAUAAUAGACAUACGCUACGUUUGACUCUGCAAUCACCGUCUUCCCUGACCGCCCACUUGCCUCAGGCAACUUUAUCCAUUGCUUCGAUACCUCAACUCGUACAACUCUUGUCUGACGAAGUUGAACAGUGUUUACUUAACAAAAUAUGCGAAGUAGGAAGGCAAAUUUGUGAACAUGUUCAUGGCACAUGGUUCGUGGACAUGGUCAGUAGCAGAGCAGUGGGCAGGUGGGAGGGUUGUGUCUUAAAUUUCUGCGUCGUCUACGGAAAAGACUAUGCCAUACACUCAACAGCUUUUCGACUGCGAAGGGUUGCUGAUCAAAGACCUUCCCUUGUAGAGACAUAUACCCCCGACCUUUCUAUCCCAUUAGUUACUUGGUUGCACUCUAUUAUUGCAAAAACAUCACUGGAGACUUGA